AAAUCACUCCAAAAAAAACAGGAAAACUACAGUGAGCAAAUAUCAAAAAAUAAUGCUGCCAAUGCAAUCAGAGAGCAUUUCUCCGUUUUUUCCUCCUCUCUGCUUGUGCUCUGUGCCUCCUGUUCUCCCAGAGCACUGCAGCUCCUCCCUCCACCUCUCAUCGGCGGCCCCUCCCUCUUCCUCUCUUGCUCUGCUAGGUGCAGCAGCGGCGGCGGCGGCAGCAUGCAUGUGAGUGUGUGUGAGGCAGCAGAGCCGCCUGUGUGUUUACAUGUCAGCCUAUCAGUGCUGCUGGAUUUAGCGCAUCUGGAGAGGACGGAGGCAUUUCUCAAAUGCCCCCUCAGACAAGGGAUUCUCAUCUCCGCACACAUCCCUCCUAACAGCUCGAUUCUGUCCUGAAUUCUGCAUCCCUGACUCCCAUGCUUUCGGAGGCAUUUUGAAUUUCCUUGGCAACAUGGAGCUGCCUGAAUUAGAAUUCUCUGCAUGACAGUCCUGGCAAGCAGAAGGAUGGUGUUUGGGGAGACAGGUGGGCACAGCUACUUGGUGGCAUGCUGGCAGCCCAUCCUGAUCCUUAUGCUGGGCACCGUCCUUUCUGGCUCCACCACCGGCUGCCCUUCCCGAUGUGAAUGCAACGGUCAAGAGCGUUCCGUCGUGUGUCAUCGACGGAGACUGGCAGCUCUGCCUGAGGGUAUUCCAACUGAAACGAGGCUAUUAGACCUCAGCAAGAACCGUCUAAAGACCCUGGGGCCUGAGGAGUUCAUUAACUAUCCUCUGUUGGAGGAACUGCAACUCAACGAGAACACAAUUUCGGCCGUCGAGCCAGGGGCGUUUAGCAACCUCAUGAACCUUCGGACCCUUGGUCUCCGCAACAACCAGCUAAAGCUUAUUCAACUGGGGGUGUUCACAGGCUUGGUCAACCUCACACAGUUGGAUAUAAGUGAGAAUAAAAUUGUCAUUCUGCUAGACUAUAUGUUCCAAGAGCUAUACAACCUGAGGGCUUUGGAAGUUGGUGACAAUGACCUUGUCUUCAUCUCACCUCGAUCAUUUCAUGGCCUGAGCAACCUUGAAAGCCUAAAUAUUGAGGGACACAAAUUGUCCUCAGUGCCCACCGAUGCCCUUAGCCAUCUGCAUAAUCUGUUGUCACUUCGAUUACGUUAUCUCAAUGUAACUGUCAUAAGAGAUUACUCUUUCAAGAGGCUCUAUAGACUAAGAGUGCUGGAGAUCGCUGACAUGCCGACCCUGGAUACCAUGACACCGAAAUGCUUGUUUGGGUUAAAUCUCACAACACUGGCCAUUACAAAUUGUAAUCUUAGCACCAUCCCAUAUCAAGCCAUGAAUCACCUGAGACAUCUUCGUUUUCUGAAUUUGUCUUUCAACCCCAUUCAGACAGUGGAAGGGAACAAAAUGUUUAACUUACAGAAACUCCAGGCUUUUUAUUUGGCUGGUGGAAAAUUGGUGGCUAUUGAGCCUUACUCUUUCAAAGGACUCAACCAUCUCCGUGUGUUCAACGUAUCAAACAAUAGCUUGAGCACUCUUGAAGAGUCUGUUUUUCAUUCCGUUGGAAACCUGGAGACCCUUGCUCUGUACGACAACCCUCUGGCUUGUGACUGCCGUCUUCUCUGGGUCUUCCGCCGCCGGUGGAGGCUCAACUUCAACAAACAACAGCCAAUAUGUGCUUCACCUCCUAUUGUUGAAGGAAAAGAGUUCAAAGAUUUUCCAGAUACACUCCCUCCCGACUACUUUGUCUGCCAAAAGUCAAAGAUUGUGGAUUACCUGGUUCAAGAAAGUCAUGUAGAUGAAGGAACUACAGUUAUUUUUGGUUGUAAGGCUGAGGGAAAUCCAGUUCCCACCAUAAUUUGGGUUACUCCAAAAAAGGAAUAUAUCACCACCAAGACCCUUGGGACAAGACUUUCCGUGUCAAGUGACGGUUCGCUGGAGGUACGCUACGCCCAAAUCCAAGACAAUGGCACCUACUUUUGCAUUGCAAGUAAUGCAGCCGGCAAUGACACCAAAGCUGCACACCUUUUUGUGCAUAGCUACUCCCCGAACUGGCCUCACCAACCAAACAAGACAUUUGCGUUCAUUUCCAACCAGCCAAGUGAUGAAGGUGCUAAUGUGACCCGGGCCACGGUUCAGUUUCCAUUCGAUGUAAAAACACUAAUCAUUGCGACCACCAUGGGAUUUAUUUCUUUCCUUGGAGUGGUACUUUUCUGUCUGGUAAUCCUAUUCCUCUGGAGUAGGGGGAAAGACAACACCAAGUCAAGUAUUGAGGUUGAGUAUGUGCCGCGUAAGGAGGAAACCGAGGAGACCAGUCCAACUGAGGCACAAGUACAGUUCAACAUGAAAAUCAUGUGAGCUCCUGGACGGGGACAUGUAAGCAACAAACUGCAGUCAAGAUGCAAACAAUCCCAGCUUAAGACAUGUACUCAACUUAAACAAUAGAAAUUGCACAGCAAUGAACACAUCCUGACACUACACUAUAUAAUCUUUUUUUUUUUUUAACUUUAGGGAUUGAAUCUUUUAAAGGAAAUGUUGCAUUUCCGUUACUCAUAUUUCUGUAAAUUUCUGUGGGCAGAAAUCAGUAUGUUAACAUGCACACGACAUUUCCAUUUAGGAAGCCCAAAACGAGGGUAACACAUGACUAAAGCACAGUUUGUAUCAAUAGCAGAUUUGUAUUUGAAAGUAUUGAGAGAUCCAUUUGUCAGUGGCAGAUUUAUUUUUGUGACAAAGGGACUGUGGAAAAGGGUUUUUUGAUCAUUACUGUUUGCUGAGAUGGAUGAACAAAGCACAAGUACCCUUUGUAAGAGCCAAUGCUGUGUUGUCUAAAAUGCUGAUGUAAACACAAAUUACCAUCAUUCCAUUUUAGCAGUUAGAAAUAAGGGCAUGCGUACAGAAUAAAGAUUACAUCAAGAAAGGUGUCAUGCAAUAAUAAACACAAACCUAGAAAUGCUUGCAGAGGUGUAGCACACAAGGAAGGAGAAAUGAUGGAUGUUUUUCUGUCUGUCAAUUGCUUAAAAGUACCCUCUAAAGCACGUGUCAAAGUCAAGGCCCGGGGGCCGGAUCCAUCCAGCGGGGUAAUUACAACCGGCCCUCCAGAUCAUAUUAUAUUAUUAUUAUUAUUAUUAUUAUUAUUAUUAUUAUUAUUAUUAUUAUUAUUAUUAUUAUUAUUAUUAUUAUUAUUAUUAAGGGUCCAAUGUUAUCUUGCUAACUUAUUGAAGCAACACUACAAUCAUGGAGGAUAAGGGAUCAGUUAGAAUGACUUCUGGCUUUCUUCAUUAAACACAGAUUUUACAUCACAAGGAUGUCAUCAUCCUCUUCCCCCCUUUCACUCAUGGUGUGGAAAGGAGUAAACAUAACAGGAUAAAACAACUAAGGGCAAAACAGAGUUAAACAGCCAGACAACAAAUGGAAUGGUAAAACCAACACUAAAACCCCAAUCCGCCCAGACGGGUAAAGGGAAUGAUAUCCCACUGUUCGGCCCGCAAACCACUUUCAGAUUUCAGCUCCCUGUGCGAUUGAGUUUGACACCCCUGUUCUAAAGCUACGUACACACUGAGCCUUUGACAAGUUCAAGAAACUUGCAGGGUUCACACUGGACAAGAAUGGAGGGGCUUCCUCUUCUUCUUCUUUUUUUACCAGCACAUCUCCAACAGUUGGAAGAGGCUUGGUACGAAAUGUCAAAGUGGUGCAAAUGUAGCAAUUUGGGCACAAAAUGGUUUCAUCCUUGCAAUGGUGAAUAUGGAUUACCAUCGUGUCAGGAUAGGGGUCUGGGUUUUAUUUUAAUUUGAAAAUCAAAAACCUAUACUAAUAGCCUCAUCACCGUAACAUCACCAAAAAAAAAAAAAAUCCAAACGUCACCUCCAAAUUCAAGCCCCUGAUUGGUCAAAGUUCAAUGACCACAGGUUUUGUAUGUAAAGUCCAAAAAGCAGCUUACCUAUCCGUGAGUUUUGAGCACAGAAUCCUGAAACGUGUUCAGACUUUUUAUUGAAAAUGGCCACUUGAACACCCAUUGCCAAUUAAGGGCAGUGUGUGCGUAGCUUUACUCUGAACUCCAAAUCUUGCAUUGACUGUUUAUCUACCAGUGGCCAUAGGAAUAUUAUUUUGCAAAACCUUUGUAAUUCUCUGUCUGACUAUUCCUUUCAACCGCUAACCCUUAAUUUAAAACUGUGCAUGUUAACACACUGAGUGAGAAAAGAAGCUACAGUUUCUGCUACUUUCAGUUUGCAAAGAAAGUGUGUCAUUAAAUGUAUUGAAAUGUUGCGAUAUACAUAUUUUUUCUGUAUUUUAUUCCUCCUUGUACAUUACGCUAUUGCAAAAUAGUAAUGUUUUGAUGGCUGUGGUUUUUGAAUAUACUGCAACCCAAAGAGCAGAUUAAAUAUCCAUUAAAAUGUUUUUGAUGUAACAUGA
Molecule: messenger RNA, 4404 nt
Organism: Oryzias melastigma (Indian medaka)
Lineage: Eukaryota; Metazoa; Chordata; Actinopteri; Beloniformes; Adrianichthyidae
Gene: lingo1b
Product: leucine rich repeat and Ig domain containing 1b
Exons: 2
Coding region: 481-2352 (623 amino acids)
Cellular component (GO): extracellular matrix
Molecular function (GO): protein binding
Source: RefSeq, a predicted model, not a curated record